Messenger RNA from Mizuhopecten yessoensis (Yesso scallop), 939 nucleotides. Its product is annotated as melatonin receptor type 1C-like. Gene Ontology annotation, cellular component: membrane. Gene Ontology annotation, biological process: G protein-coupled receptor signaling pathway. Gene Ontology annotation, molecular function: G protein-coupled receptor activity. Bases 1 to 939 code for a protein of 312 amino acids. Lineage: Eukaryota; Metazoa; Mollusca; Bivalvia; Pectinida; Pectinidae. The transcript is spliced from 2 exons. The record is from RefSeq and is a predicted model, not a curated record.
AUGUCCGUACUGUUUGUGGUGGGCACGUUCGGAAACCUUCUGAUCAUCGUGGUGAGCGCUUGUAACAAAGCGGUCAACAAAAUAGGGAAAGCCUUCAUGAUGAAUCUCGCUGUAGCCGACUUGUGUGUAGCUGGGAUAGCAGACCCCAUGUGUAUUCUUGGCGUCGUUAAAGGUCAGACAUAUUUUGACGACAAAUUGGAGCUAUGCCAUUUUAUCGCCAGUAUGUGCCUGACCGCAUGUUUCUGUGCCUUUCUGAGCCUCACCAUGCUGACAAUAAACCGGUGUUUCUACGUCUGUCACAACGAAUCCUACCAGAAGCUGUACACGCGCUUUACCACCGGGCUUAUGUGCGGUAUGUGUUGGGUUAUGGCAUUCCUUUGCGAAUUUCCUAAUUUUGUUGGAUGGGGUUCGCAUUCAUUUGAUGAAAAGAACCACCAGUGCAUCUGGGAUAGAACGGCUUCUCUCUCUUAUUCCCUCUUUUUGUCGAUCGGUUUGAUUGGUGUACCAUUGCUAGUCAUGGGGAUUUGCAACGUCAAAAUCGUUUUGGAGAUUUGGAAGAAGAAGAAUGACAUAUAUAAGCUGGACAGUGAUGACCACUAUCCUUCGAUGAAAGCAUGGAACGAGACCAUCCGCACCUCUAAGACGCUCUUCAUUAUCUUCACGAUGUUUAUGAUGUGCUGGACACCGUAUGCUAUCAUCAUUGCGAUCGAUGUCGAAGACCGACUUUCGAUGGAGGUUCAUCUCUUUGUGACGAUGACUGCGCACGCACAUUCCAGCUUAAACUGCGCCAUCUACAUAAUUUGCAAUCAGAGGUUCCGGAGAGCGGUAAAGGCGAUCCUCAACUGCAGGUGCAGCCGCAUCAAGCGACCAACCUCUCAUUCUUCGGAGUCAAAAGAAAGGAACACAUUAAACAUGGUGGUUAGUUCCAUUUCCAGCUAG